AUGAGAUAUUUAGAUCAAAAUAUACAAUAUGAGUGUAAAGAUAGACUAAGAAUGGGUAAAAUAACUGAUGGUGGAUGGGAUGUUUGUGCAGAUGAACCUUACAGACCAACUAAAGAUGGUUUCGUUUAUUCUUUUGGAAUUAAUAAUGAUUUUAGUUUUGAUGAUGCUAUUUCUAAAAAAUAUGAUAUUCCAGUAUUUUCCUUUGAUCCUAGCAUGAAUACAAAAGCUCACAAUAGAAGUAACUUAGUUCAUUUUAUACCUAUUGGUAUAGCAGGAACUAAUAAGGUCAUAAACAAUGGAUGGAAGGUUUUACCAUUGAGUGAUAUUUUAAAGGAUCUUGGCCAUAAAAAAGAAGACCUACAAGUGUUAAAAAUGGAUAUAGAAGCAUGGGAAUGGGAUACUAUUCCUAAUCUAAUUCAAACUAAUUCAAUAUCCCAUAUAAAACAAUUGUUUGUUGAAUUUCAUACUGAUAAAAGUUGUUCAUUAUCUAAACCUAAUAAGUGUACUCAAUAUAUCUCAGGUUUAAAAAUAUUCCAUGAUUUAUAUGAAUUAGGCUUUCGAAUAUUUUGGACUCAUAAAAAUCCAGCAUGUUUAUUCAAAUCAAAAUUCACAGGUGAAGAACUCACUUUUUGUCAUGAAAUUUAUUUUGUUAAAGUUUCAUAA
Lottia gigantea (owl limpet) is the source of this 663-nucleotide messenger RNA. RefSeq lists its product as hypothetical. The coding region runs from base 1 to 663 and encodes 220 amino acids. The transcript has 5 exons. Lineage: Eukaryota; Metazoa; Mollusca; Gastropoda; Lottiidae. The record is from RefSeq and is a predicted model, not a curated record.